This is a messenger RNA of Oppiella nova, 528 nucleotides long. The record is from the annotation of a GenBank genome assembly. NCBI's taxonomy places the organism in Eukaryota, Metazoa, Arthropoda, Arachnida, Sarcoptiformes, Oppiidae.
AGUUCCAGUUCGUCCUCUGAGAGCGAGACUGAGAGCGAGAGUGAGAGUGAAAGCGAUGACAACAGGACACAGAAGACCAGAAGAACUAAUAAGAAAGUGAGUUAUAAGGAGCACAGCGACCACACAGACUCGGAUGACUUGGUCCAAGUGGACUGGACGGCGUACGAGGCCGACACCGAGACCGGUGAGACCGUCGAGAGGAUAUUCGAGCACCGCGUCGGUAAGAAAGGCGCCACAGGACUGGCCACCACUCCCUAUCAGGUGGAAGAUAACGGCGAUCCAAACGAUGGUAACUGUGAAGAAGAAGAUAAAGAAAUGCAAUUCUUAGUGAAGUGGAAGGGAUGGUCUCAUUUGCACAACACAUGGGAAACGGAAGAGUCACUCAAAGAAGUGAAUGCAAAGGGUAUUAAGAAAGUGGAGAACUAUUUGAAGAAAGAAGAAGAGAUAAGAAUUUGGAGGCAAACGACGGCAACGCCCGAAGACAUGGAUUACUAUGACUGUCAGGAGGAGAUGGCUCUUCAGUUGAGA